AUGGAGAAGAAUAAAAAACUUAAAAAAACGAAGGAUUCUAUUCUAAUAAGAAAAAAUGGAAAAUAUUCUGAAAAUGCAGGUGAAGUUGCUCGUUAAAGGUAAAUCGUAUCAGAUAUUUAAUUCAGAUCAAUCUACAUGUUAUUAUUAGAAUGUGGAAUAUUAAUUGCUUAUUUGAUAUUUUUAAUCUUGUAUGCUGUUUAAGGUAAAUUCAAGAUGCUUUAUUUAUCCCUUUAAAUUGUGAUAGUAACUAACUGAAUUAAAUAUAAGGUUUCACUUCAAAUCCUUUGUAAUUUCUUUUCAAUACAUUCUAUGAUAUUUUUCAAAGAAUACAUCAUUACCAAAAGUUCUAACUUGUACUUAAUAUUAGUCAAUCUUGUAGAAGCGUCUUAAUUUACUGCUUGAUGAUUGUUC
Molecule: messenger RNA, 411 nt
Organism: Paramecium octaurelia
Lineage: Eukaryota; Ciliophora; Oligohymenophorea; Peniculida; Parameciidae
Source: the annotation of a GenBank genome assembly